This is a messenger RNA of Dentiscutata erythropus, 414 nucleotides long. Lineage: Eukaryota; Fungi; Glomeromycota; Glomeromycetes; Diversisporales; Gigasporaceae. The record is from the annotation of a GenBank genome assembly.
AUGCAAAAUUCUGAAAGUGAUUAUCACAUAGCAACAUUAGUUAAAGACAUGGGUAGUUGGUUUGAUGUUUACCGUCAUAAUCUACAUGUUGCUAUUUCAACUCUUGCGGAGAAGAACCAUCAAUUAGUCAGUAUCCGAAUUUAUAAGCGAAGUAAUCUGGAAAAAAGUACUCAAGCUGCAUUUGCAAGCUACCGAUUUGCCAUAUUAGAUAACGAUCCAGAAAUAAUUAUGAAGCUUGGUACUUUUGUAUGCCAAGUGGUUAUAAAUGUUCUUAUUGUGCAGAAUAACCAACAAAAUACUAGAACUGCUAUUAGAAAAUGUGACGAAAUCACUUUAGAUUUAAAAAUUCUAACUAAGUUUGGAAUAGUUAAAACUUUACCUGUUAGAACACUUUUAACUUUUUUCCACAAGUAG